Clarias gariepinus (North African catfish) is the source of this 2639-nucleotide messenger RNA. It is a transcript of the gene klc2, whose product is annotated as kinesin light chain 2. Gene Ontology annotation, cellular component: kinesin complex; cytoplasm; membrane-bounded organelle. The coding region runs from base 359 to 2209 and encodes 616 amino acids. The record is from RefSeq and is a predicted model, not a curated record. Lineage: Eukaryota; Metazoa; Chordata; Actinopteri; Siluriformes; Clariidae. Gene Ontology annotation, biological process: microtubule-based movement. The transcript is spliced from 14 exons. Gene Ontology annotation, molecular function: kinesin binding.
GGCUGUCAGUCAGUUAAACUACCGGGAGCCUCUCUCCCUUGGUUAAUCUUACAUAUAUUUAUUUAUACGAUUAUUUCAUUACUGUUAUAGAGAAUGGACAGAGGAAAGGGUUUAUGCGUCUGGGAUAAAACUUUAGUCUUAAUGUGCUGAGAAUCCUGCGCUGAGUUUAUCCGCCUUUAAUAUAGCGGUUUGUUAUUCAGGAUGCUUCAGCUGGAGAGAGCAGCUUCACAGCUCAGCACGGAUUAAAACCGAUUUUCUGCGACAAAACAAACUAUUUAUUUAAUCUCAAACGCUAUCUUCAUCCCUGGAAGACUCCUUACCCGUUAGAGAAGAAGUGACUGCAGAACGUUCUCAGGCGAUGUCCACUAUGGUGUACCCAAGGGAGGAGGUCAUGGAGCGGCUGAGUCAGGAUGAGAUCGUGAUGAACACAAAGGCGGUGAUGCAAGGGCUGGAGACGCUACGAGGCGAGCACGCUCAGCUCCUCAACUCGCUGCUGGACUGCACUCCGCCUCCGGCCGCGCAGGAGAAAUCUGGACUGCUCCGCAAGAGCCUGGAGGCCAUCGAGCUGGGCCUGGGGGAGGCGCAGGUCAUCAUCGCACUGUCUGGUCACCUGAGCGCCGUGGAGUCGGAGAAGCAGAAGCUGCGCGCUCAGGUGCGCCGCCUGUGCCAGGAGAACCAGUGGCUGCGGGACGAGUUGGCCAGCACCCAGCACAAGCUGCAGAAGAGCGAGCAGAAUGUGGCUCAGCUCGAGGAGGAAAAGAAGCACCUCGAGUUCAUGAACCAGAUACGCAAGUUCGACGAUGACGCCACACCCUCAGAGGAGAAAUCCGGAGAGAAAGAAAAGGACAACCUGGACGAUCUGUUUCCCAACGACGAUGAGCAUGGACAAGCCCAGCGCAGCGGCGAGGUGGCAGCACAGCAAGGAGGAUACGAGAUCCCGGCUCGGCUCAGGACGUUGCACAACCUGGUGAUUCAGUACGCCUCUCAGGGCAGGUACGAGGUGGCAGUGCCUCUCUGCAAACAAGCCCUGGAAGACCUGGAGAAGACCUCGGGCCACGACCACCCCGACGUUGCUACCAUGCUCAACAUCCUCGCUCUUGUCUACAGGGACCAGAAUAAGUACAAAGAAGCGGCUCACCUGCUAAACGACGCGCUAGCAAUCCGUGAGAAGACCCUGGGGAAGGAUCACCCCGCCGUAGCGGCCACACUCAACAACCUGGCUGUUCUGUAUGGCAAGAGGGGCAAGUACAAGGAAGCUGAACCAUUGUGCAAGAGGGCGCUGGAGAUCAGGGAGAAGGUUUUGGGUAAGUACCACCCCGAUGUGGCGAAGCAGCUGAAUAACCUGGCGCUGCUGUGCCAGAACCAGGGGAAGUACGAGGAAGUGGUGUACUACUACAGCCGUGCGCUGGAGAUCUAUGAGAGCAAGCUGGGGGCCGACGACCCCAAUGUGGCCAAGACCAAAAAUAAUCUGGCCACGUGCUACCUAAAACAGGGCAAGUUUAAGGACGCUGAGGCACUGUACAAAGAGAUCCUGACCCGUGCCCACGAGAAGCAGUUCGGCUCUGUGAACAAUGACAACAAGCCCAUAUGGAUGCAUGCUGAAGAGAGAGAAGAGAGUAAGGGCAAGAAGAAAGACUCUAGUCCCUACGGCGAGUAUGGCAGCUGGUACAAGGCCUGCAAAGUGGACAGUCCUACAGUCACUAACACACUAAGGAGCCUGGGGGCGCUGUACCGGCGCCAGGGCAAGCUAGAGGCCGCUGAGACUCUGGAAGAGUGUGCCACAAAGAACCGCAAACAGGGCAUAGAUGCGAUUAACCAGAGUAAGGUGGUGGAGUUGCUGAAGGAUGGCGGCCCUGGUGGAGACAAACGGCACCACAGAGAGGGACAGAAUGGUUCUGGAGGUCCUCGUGACUCUGAGGGAGAUGAGGCAGAGUGGAGCGGGGAUGGGAGCGGCUCUCUGCGGCGCAGCGGCUCAUUAGGGAAGAUCCGAGAGGCUCUGAGACGCAGCAGUGAGAUGCUGGUGAAGAAGCUGCAAGGUAGCGGCCCACAGGAACCACGGAACCCAGGGAUGAAGAGAGCGAGCUCUUUGAACUUCCUUAACAAGAGUGUAGAGGAGACCUCACAGGAAGUGAACAAUGGCCUGUCAGAAUGUAGAGGACUGAGCACCAGCAACGUGGACCUUUCAAGAAGAAGCUCCCUGAUUGGUUAGAAAGUGUGGUCGGGGUAUUAAAGAAGGCGGAGCAAAGCAGACAGGCUGUUUGCCUUGAGCAACCAGAACAUCAUAUGGCAUAACAUUUAUUUGUAUUUUCCAACAUAGCGGUGUCUGCUUUGCUUUGUUCAAGCUGCACUGAUCAAAUUAUUAACACACUGCAGGUAGAUAAAGUUACAGUAUAAUGCCGGAAUUGCCCUGCUCUCUGUUCUUUUGGUUCCACAGCCUGAAAAAUCCAGCUACACGGUUAACGCAAAACAGCAUGCUGCUUACUCUACACUGGAUAUGUGUCUGCGGUCGAGGCACUCAGUCAUAUCUCAGAGACAUGGCAUGGUUUAAAAAUGUUACACACCUGCAAGCAUUACAUUUAAUUCAUCAGAAUGUUACGUACUUGACUAGAGGCUGCAUACGUGACUCCACACACACACAC